Molecule: messenger RNA, 951 nt
Organism: Trichoderma aggressivum f. europaeum
Lineage: Eukaryota; Fungi; Ascomycota; Sordariomycetes; Hypocreales; Hypocreaceae
Exons: 2
Coding region: 1-951 (316 amino acids)
Source: RefSeq, a predicted model, not a curated record
AUGGAAAUUACUGCAGAUCACCCAGACCUCAACCAGUUCUUUGCCAACCACCAGAAUCUCUGGGGCAGUCGAAUGGAUGCACUUGUCGGCCUGGUCGAAAACAGCAUCAUGGAGCCCAACGACCUCAUCAAGCGCGGCGAGGUCCCAGUUUCGUACAUCUUCGCCAUCGAGCCGACGAGUGACGAUGAAAAGGUACAUAGAGCAUUCGAGUCUCUCAUGAGCGCCGCCGGCAUGAUCCGCUUCUUCGCUGCCGUCAACGAGCUAUCCGACUAUGACAAUCAGAGCCGCAAAGAGACCUAUUCCAUCAAAAAUCCGGAAGAGAUUGCCCUGGCUUUUGAAGAAGCUGCCAGUGCAACCAUGGCUUCGCUUACCAAAGGUCAGGUUGGAGCUGUUUACAAUGUCCAGACCACCCAAACGGGACCACCCUUGACGCUGAACAAAUCGCGCUCAGAAAUUCGCCAAGAUGUAAUUAAUUUCAUCCUUGCCGAUGUUCCUGAUGUCAGCAGCUCUGUCAUCAACAAGGUCAAUGAAGCCUUUACAGACUUCAUUCGCAAGAUAAGGCCGUUUCGGGUCAGCGAGGAGUCAGGGCUUCCCACUGUGAAUCACUGCGUCGUUGUUCACUACGUCGCCAUGAGUGCGGAGACGGAUACUGGUGCGUCUCCAAUUCCAGAGCCAAAGACACGCAUUGUGUAUUUUAAAUGCAAGGCUGGAGACUGGGAUCGUGCGAUGCAGAAGCCAGAUGAUUCCAAGAAGGAUGAAAAGAUACCUUUUACCAUGGACAUUUUGGUUAAGGAGAUGACGUUGGACGAAACGCUAUUCCGGAGACGAAAGGGCAAUUGGGAAACCAUGGCUAGGUUCAUUGCCGAGAACAAGGACGACGUCAAGGAGGUUGUCGAAAGUGAGGGUAUUGAAGGGUUUGGCAGGAAGACGGCAUUCGUGUUUGAGGCUUAG